Molecule: messenger RNA, 1900 nt
Organism: Aethina tumida (small hive beetle)
Lineage: Eukaryota; Metazoa; Arthropoda; Insecta; Coleoptera; Nitidulidae
Gene: Ap
Product: LIM/homeobox protein Lhx9
Exons: 7
Coding region: 257-1357 (366 amino acids)
Biological process (GO): regulation of transcription by RNA polymerase II; neuron differentiation
Cellular component (GO): nucleus
Molecular function (GO): DNA-binding transcription factor activity, RNA polymerase II-specific; RNA polymerase II transcription regulatory region sequence-specific DNA binding
Source: RefSeq, a predicted model, not a curated record
CUGCGUUUAGUAAUAGAAAGAAGCGAUGUUUUGUUAGUUCGCAAUUAUUGCAGGCCGUGUGAUUAGAUAAGCGAUUUGACAUUAACGUACGGCUGACGGACACCGCGGACACUCCGGUUCCGAUCAAUUAAGACGCUGCGGUUUCGUUGUGAUGUUGGUUUUGUGACAGUGUUUGUGCUUCUUCAUCGUCUGACACAAUAGGGCUGAUCCUCCUUCAUUAAUAUAAGCAUCAAGUCGGCAGGGAAAGAAGGACAGAAUGCUGAAGGACCGGGAAAGCGUUGAAAGGGGCUCUCCGUGCAGCAGUUUGCACAGUGGUUCCACCGGGCACGAUGUGACAUCUUGUGCAGGAUGCGGAGGCAGGAUCCACGAUAGGUUUUAUUUGUUGGCCGUGGAUAGACAAUGGCAUGCGGCGUGCUUAAAAUGCUGCGAAUGCAAGCUACCAUUGGACACGGAGCUCACCUGUUUCGCCAGGGACGGGAACAUCUACUGCAAAGAAGAUUAUUACAGAAUGUUCGCCGUAACCAGAUGUGGCAGGUGUCAUGCAGGCAUAUCGGCAAACGAAUUAGUAAUGAGAGCACGGGAGUCCGUCUACCACCUGCAUUGUUUCUCCUGCACGUCCUGCGGAAUACCGUUGUCCAAGGGCGACCAUUUCGGCAUGAGGGAGGGCUCCAUUUAUUGCAGAUAUUGCAUUUGCUCCAGACCGCACUACGAGCUACUCGAUAUGUGCGAUUCGAACGAUCCGAUGGAUAUGAUGUACAGGGGUGGCGAAUCGCCCGGCUACUAUCCGAACACGCCGCCGCAACAGCACAAGGGCAGGCCCAGGAAGCGGAAGAUUCAGCCCGAGGAAAACUCGCCCUGCGGGGAAAUGCCCGUUUCGAUGCGGAUGGCUGCCGCAACCUUGGAAAUGCUGCAAGGUGAGCUUUCCUCAUCGAUGGAAUCCUUGUCCUACGACUCGUCAGUUACAUCACCCGCAUCCAGCAACGGCCAUCAAAGUCAAAGAACAAAGAGGAUGCGAACAUCCUUUAAACACCAUCAGUUGAGAACCAUGAAGACAUACUUCGCAAUAAACCAAAAUCCCGACGCCAAGGACCUCAAGCAACUGGCGCAGAAGACCGGUUUAUCCAAAAGAGUGCUCCAAGUGUGGUUCCAAAAUGCCCGCGCCAAAUGGAGAAGGAACAUAAUGAGACAAGAGGGCUCCCAAAACAACAACAAUCAGCCGCAGGGACCAAACGUGUCGCCUUCGAGUGGCUCCACCAUAAUGGACACCAACAGUAUGUCCCACCAAUCGCUGGAUGACUUACACCAUCAUCUACAUUCCCAAAAUUCACAAACAUUGAACUUCAGUGAUAUUUAUUAAGUUGCAUCGAUGUAGAUUUAAACACACAUGUUCCUUUUAUUAGUGAUAAUUGUAAAACUAUUAUUUUAAAUAACGUUCAGUAUUAAUUAUCCUUCUAUUAAUUCGUGGCACAGUUUUCAACGUUGUUAAAGGAUGUCUUAAGAAGAAAUCAAUUUACUUUAAUCGACAAUAAUAAUUUGAUUAUUAUCACGAUCUCAUAAUCCAUUCAGUAUGGUUAAUUAGAAGGAAUUAUUUAAUACAAAUUACAAAUAUUUAUAGUAGUUUGCACGAUUUUAAAGGCAAGAAUAGAGCUGGUUGUUUGUAUAUAAUACUUGUGAAUACAUGUGCAAUUGAUUUCGCAUAGUAUAUUUGUACAAUUUUUGAACUGUAUAAUGUAUUAUGGUUGUUGUAAACAAAAAAGUGUAUGUAAACCUUAUAAAGCCAUUUACACAUGCAUAUAUUUAUUAAAUUAUUACUUAUUAUUUACUCUAUUGUAAAUGACUUUACUUGAUUUAUAUAUUCCUUAAUUUUAUUGUAUAUAAUUUGUAAAAUAAACUUUUUAAC